Molecule: messenger RNA, 1852 nt
Organism: Lontra canadensis (Northern American river otter)
Lineage: Eukaryota; Metazoa; Chordata; Mammalia; Carnivora; Mustelidae
Gene: SELENOV
Product: selenoprotein V
Exons: 6
Biological process (GO): response to selenium ion
Cellular component (GO): cytosol
Source: RefSeq, a predicted model, not a curated record
AUGAACAACCAGGCAAGGGCCCCUCCCCCCUCCCCAGGCCGGGUCUUGAUCUCAGCCAGGGCUUCGACUCCAGUCAGGACCUCAAUCCCGGUCCGGACCCCAACUCCUGCCUGGACCUCAACUUCGGCCCAGACACCGAAUCCUGUCCAGAUCCUGACCCCCGCCCGGACCCCGACUCCGGUCCCCACCCGGGCCUGGACCCCGACUCCCGUCCAAACCCCGACCCGGGUCUGGACCCCAACUACCAUCCAAACCCCGACCCGGGCCCAGACCCCGACUCCCGUCCGAAACCCGAUCCGGGCCCGGACCCCGAUUCCCGUCCGAAACCCGAUCCGGGCCCGGACCCCGACUCCCAUCCGAACCCCGACCCGGGGCUGGACCCCGACUCCCGUCUGGACCCCGACUCCCGCCCGGACCCCAUCCCGGACCCCGACUCCCGUUCAGGCCCCAGCCUCAGCCUGGAUCCCCACUACUGCCCAGACCCCAGCUUCGGCCUGGACCCCGACUCCUGCCCAGACCCGGGCCUCAGCCUGGACCCCAACUCCUGUCCAGACCCCAGCCUCGGCCUGGACCCCGACUCCAGCCCGGACCCCAGCCCGGACCCCGACUCCCGUCCAGGCCCCAGCCUCAGCCUGGAUCCCCACUACUGCCCAGACUCCAGCUUCGGCCUGGCCCCCGACUCCUGCACAGACCCAGGCCUCGGCCUGGCCCCCGGCUUCCGCCCAGACCACCGCCUCAGCCUGGACCCCCACUCCUGCCCAGGCCCCGUCCCAAACUCCAACUAUCGUCCCAACCCUGGCCCAGACCCCAACUCCCAUCCACACCCCAGCUUCCGCCUGGAACCCAACCCCUGCCCAGACCCAGGUUUCGGCCCAGACCCCGGCCUGGCCCCCACCUCCGGUCCAGAUGCCGACCCCGGCCCAAACCCCGACUCCCGUCCAGACUCCAAUCCCGGUCUGGAACCCCACUCCCGUCCGGACCCCAACUCGGGCACAGAUGCCGACCGGGGUCCAGACCCCUAUUCCGGCGCAGACACCUACUACAAUCUGGACCCCGCCUCCGGCCCCUGCCCCAACCCCAGUUUCAUCCCGGGUCGGGGUCGAGAUCACGGCUGCUGUCCCUGUGUCGCAAUCCUUCCCGGACUCAGUCCUACCUUUGGAUCAGCCCACGGAACCCGCUUCGGAACCCGCUUUGUCGCGCGACAAGGGUCUUUCGCGGCCGCCUAGUGUGAAGCACUUUCCAUCCGUCACCAGUGAAUUCGGGUUCAACCGAGAGUCCAUUCUUGUCCACACUCCAUCCGCCACUGAUUUAUUGAGGCUCACCGUUGGCUCCACCUCGAGCACCGACUCCUCCGCCACAAAGUUGACAGAUUCCACUCCCGAGUCUGUGCCGGUGCCCAUCCUGGGGCCCGGCCCCUUAGCCCCCACCAGCGAGAACUUCCCGUUGGACAAGAAGAUCCUGAUUCGAGUGAUCUACUGCGGCCUCUGAAGCUAUAGCCUUCGGUUCAUUCUACUGAGAAAGAGUCUGGAGCAGCAAUUUCCAAAUCGUCUCCUCUUUCAGGAGGAAAGAGCUGCCCAGGCUACGGGGGAGUUUGAAGUGUUUGUGGAUGGAAAACUGGUCCAUUCAAAGAAGAAAGGUGAUGGCUUUGUGGAUGAGGCUGGGCUGCAGAAAAUUUUGAGCAUUAUCGAGGAGGAGAUCAGCAAAAGGUAGCAGGUGACCGGCUGGAGGAGCCUCAGCAGGAUGCCGGGAAGGGCUGAAAUGUUGUCAAGUCAGGUCCUUUCCUGAUGGUGGCUGGGGCUGGGGGUGGGUUGGGGAGGGGAACAGGGAAAUACAUACAGUCUGCCUCCCUGUG